UGCCUAAAAUUAUUACAAAUGGCCGAAAAAAUUUGGAUCGUUCGUUGUCCAAGAAAUGAUAUGUUUUCAAUUUAGUGUUAUCAUAUAAAAAUAACAGUGUGUUAUAACAUUAUUACACAGGAAAAGUAACUUUCUAUAAUGUGAUGCUCAUAAUUAUAAAAAUUACGUUAAGACUAAAAGCGUAGAAGAUAAUUUCUACUAACAUAACCUUAAUUUACUACAAAAAUGGAGCUUCCGCAGCCGCCACAAGACCAAGACCUACGCAACAUAAUUGACAAACUUGCCCAGUUUGUCGCAAGAAAUGGACCAGAAUUUGAAAAAAUGACGAAGAACAAGCAAAAAAAUAACCCGAAAUUCAGCUUUCUCUAUGGCGGAGACUACUUCAACUACUACCAGUACAAAGUGACGACGGAGCAAGCAAUUCUAAAGCAAUCGGCCGGUGGCCAGCCGGCUCCUGCUCCCGCCGGGGCUUAUAUGGCACAGAACAGGCAAUAUGUAAUGCCCCAACAGGCCGGAGCGACUCCCGCUCAGCUGGGCCUAGCGGCGUCGAUGGCAGUGGCGCCCGCGCUCCAGCAGUGGCUGGCGGCCAACUCGGCGCCGCCCGCCACGCCGCAGCUCGCCCAUCAUGACCUCGACAACCUCACAGCACAGAUCAACAUGCUCAAAGAGCAAAUAACUCAAUCUGAGAAUAAUCUUAAUGCUCAACACACAGUGUUGAUCCAACAACAGCAAGCUAAAAUCAACGAAUUGGUGAGCAAGGCACAAGUAGAGACAAUCCAGAUGAUGGCAGAGGACAACCAUAUCAGCCUCAGCGAGCUGGACAGCAUUCUGCAGCCAAUCAUUGAUACUUGCACUAAAGACAGCAUUUCUUCAGGAAAAGGCUGGAUAUUACAACACGCAACAUCACACGACGCGGGAAAAGUGAUAUCGCAGCAUCUGCUUAGAAAAGUGACUCAACCUGGUGCAGCAUUCACGCAGAAACUUCACAUCAUUUACCUGGUCAAUGAUGUUCUACACCAUUGUGCACGCAAAAACGCAGAAGAUCUCAAGAAAAAUUUGGAAAAUGUGGUGGUUCCAAUGUUUUGCAAUGCCAGUAUAGCUGUUACUGAAGAGCAGGAGGCUAAACUUAACAAGUUGCUGCGUCUCUGGGAAUCCAAGUCUAACUAUUUCGAGACUGCCGUCAUUGAGAAAAUGAAGAGUCCCACCAGUUCCUAUCAAGAGUACCAGAACAAUCUAAUCUCACAGCACUCUAACGCUAUUGCUCAUUUGACUCAACAAACUAAAUCCACAUUUGAGAACUAUCAAACUCAGCACCAAGCUUUUGUUGCUCACACAAUGCAGCAGAUUCAGCAAUUAGAAAUGCAGAAACAUGCAAUAGAAAUACAGAACAGCCAUGAUCAGAAUAAAGACAAUGUACCUCAAAAUAAUAUGCAAAACAAUUUUCAAAAUAACAGUUUCAAUGACCAAAACUUUCCGCCUAUGGGAGGCUAUGAACCAAACUUUAAUUCAAAUAAUCAGUAUGGCAGCGAAAGUGGCGAUAACUAUGCUUCUAACAAUAGUUUAAGUGGAAAUGAAAAUAGCUAUGACAGUCAGACAUUUGACCAAAUCACUAGUCAGAAGAAGAACGAGAUUAUAGAAGAGCCUGAUUUGUCAAAUCUUCCAAAUAUAAAUUUCUCUCAACCACCACCGGGCUUCAUACCUACUGAGAAACCACCACCGUUAGCAUUCCAAAAUGGUCUUCCUGAUCUAAGCAAGCCCCCACCAGGAUUCCCACCAUUCCAUGAAGUGAAUAACGAUGAGUUAAUGCCAUCUGUACCCUAUUUUGAACUGCCUGCUGGUUUGAUGGUCCCUCUCAUUAUGCUGGAAGACGACAGAUACAGACCCCUGGAUCCAGCGAAAAUUCGUCUUCCCCCUCCCGCCCCACCGAACGACAGACUAUUGGCAGCUGUUGACGCGUUCUAUGCAUCACCUAACCACGAGCGGCCCAGAGACAAUGAGGGCUGGGAAAAAUUGGGCCUGUAUGAAUACUACAAAGCUAAAAAUUCUGCUAGGAAGAUGAAGGAAGAAGCAAUAGCACAGGGCUUUCGGGACAAGUCUCGAACUCCGAGUCCUAUUCCGAAAGACUUGCAGAAACAACCCACCCCACCUGGCAGAAGAUACAGGUCAAAAAGUAAAACUCCAGAGAAGCCUUCGCCUACAAAGUCAAAGUCCAGAUCACCAUCACCAAGAAGAAAGUCAACGUCAUCAACGUCGUGGAGAAGAGAACGAGAAAGAGACACGAGAGAAAGUCGACGGCGGUCCCGAUCGAGGUCAAGGUCACGGUCACGCAGCAGAUCAAGGGAACGGGACAGACAUCGGGAGUCACCGAGGUCGCGGCGCGUGGAACGUUCUAGAUCUCCCACACCCCCAAGCUUCCUUGGUGGUGCAUAUCCAAGUACAUCGACGUCAGGUUUGGACGCCAGCAACAAAGGUCAUCAGCUGUUACAGAAGAUGGGAUGGAGCGCGGGAGGGUUGGGAGCCUCCGGUCAGGGUAUCGCCGAGCCAAUUAGCGGUGGCAUUGUUCGAGAUAGACAAGACCAGUAUAAAGGUGUAGGCGUAAACCUCAAUGAUCCCUAUGAGAACUUCAGAAAGAACAAAGGUGCAGCAUUUAUAACGAGAAUGAAGGAGAGAGCAUUAGAGCGUUCAUCGUGAUCGCUAGUUGAACUCAUGAAUUGAUGUAAAUGUGUAUGUACGUUGCGAUAGUGUGGAUGGGAUAUGAUUUAUUUUAUCUAAAUCAUCAUAAAUAAAGUUAUAUGAAUUUUCAA
This is a messenger RNA of Helicoverpa zea (corn earworm), 2804 nucleotides long. RefSeq names its product calcium homeostasis endoplasmic reticulum protein (gene scaf6). Gene Ontology annotation, cellular component: perinuclear region of cytoplasm. Bases 226 to 2691 code for a protein of 821 amino acids. Gene Ontology annotation, biological process: intracellular calcium ion homeostasis; RNA processing. The record is from RefSeq and is a predicted model, not a curated record. NCBI's taxonomy places the organism in Eukaryota, Metazoa, Arthropoda, Insecta, Lepidoptera, Noctuidae. Gene Ontology annotation, molecular function: RNA binding. The transcript has 14 exons.